UUCUUUUUUUGUGAAUGAAAAGCGAAAAGGCAGCGCGUCGUGUGCGGGCAUCUGCGCGUGGACCUCAGGCACUCAUCUUGCCCCUUGCUUGGUGCAGGUGGCACCGGACCCAUUGGAAGAUUAUGACUUUGGACAGAGAUCUAAUGGAGCCCGAAAUCGACGUGGAGGGAGACGGUCGAAAAGAUGCACAAAAUCAGGAUUACGCACUGGUGCCCGAUUUGGAGCAACGCUCUGAGCUCCCUUCUCAAAUACAAACUGGUGAGGACGUGGAAGCCAGUGGAAGCUCUCACCUCAAGUGUUUGUCAGGAACAGGACGAAAUGCGGCUUGUGUCAAGCCCCCAUACUCCUACAUUGCUCUUAUCACCAUGGCAAUCCUUCAAAGUCCGAAAAAGCGCCUUACGCUCAGCGAGAUAUGCGAUUUUAUCAGUCACCGUUUUUCCUAUUACCGAGAAAAGUUCCCGGCGUGGCAAAACUCCAUUCGCCAUAACCUGUCCCUCAACGACUGCUUUGUCAAAAUGCCUCGGGAGCCCGGAAACCCUGGUAAGGGAAACUACUGGACUCUAGACCCAAUGUCAUCCGACAUGUUCGAAAACGGGAGCUUUCUACGGCGGAGAAAGCGCUUCAAGCGUCAGCAUUUCCGAUUUGGAAUGAUAAAGGACACCGCGCUUUUCCCCAGCGCGAUGCCCAGUUUCCCAUUCUACAGAGCGCAUGGACUAGGACCAUGUUUCCAAGCACCCAGUGUGGACCAGUACCACCACCUUGAAUUAAAAAAUUACUCGGCUCCUACCCCUAGCAUACCUCCGGUAAGCAGCAUCUUGCCUGCGCUGUCAUCACUGUUUUCCAGGACGGAUGCUGGCCAAAAGACGUUCCUUUCAUCUCAGACUUUAACCUUUGACAGUUUGUAUAAGGCGCACUGCUUCACGAUGCCUCCGACUUCGCUUCCCAGUUCCCCGUUUCUGUCUCCAGCCUCGCUUCAUUCCAUGGAACCCCCGCAUCCCCUGAACCUGAAUUUGGAGUACCACAAAUUACGUCCUUUCACCACUUCUAGCUUUUCAAACAAACUCUUGCAACAGCCUGGUAAAUAAUAUUCCAACUAUUGACCGUGGAUAAAGUGGAUUUACAGGCACUUCUCUAGACUACUGCCUCUUUAGUUUCACAAUAAUUCUGAUUGGUUUCUGGUAUAUUUGUAUUUUGAAUAAACAUUUAUUUUAAAUUUGUAAAAGUAAUUUAAGGUGCCAACAUUAACUAAAACUAUCAAAAACGGCAUUGAUGGAAUACGGACAUUUAAAAGGCCUGUGUCCAUGCGUCUUGCGACGAACUCUGCUUUAUUUUCUAAUUAAGAGUUUUGAUGUGCUUAAUAUGAGUUUAUUUGAAUCCUUUGGAAAUAAUAUCUUACUGAAAGAACAUUCAAAUGUCUCGAUAAAAAGUUACUAUUUUGCAGAUUAGCAUUGCUCCUGUUUGAGCAAUUACAUGAGUAGGCCUAUUGAUGUUCAAUUGCACUAUUUGUGGUUUUAUGACUUUUGUAAUCCAAGUAAGCUUUUUAGUGGUCUAUUUAGCCUACAAUUUACUCAUUAUCAGCAACACAUUUAUAUGCACUUACAGAGGAAAUGAAGAGGCACUUUGAAAGCAGGGAAAAACAUGCUGUAUUAAACUGUCAUACUUCAA
This is a messenger RNA of Osmerus eperlanus (European smelt), 1665 nucleotides long. It is a transcript of the gene foxd7, whose product is annotated as forkhead box D7. NCBI's taxonomy places the organism in Eukaryota, Metazoa, Chordata, Actinopteri, Osmeriformes, Osmeridae. Gene Ontology annotation, biological process: cell differentiation; regulation of transcription by RNA polymerase II; anatomical structure morphogenesis. Gene Ontology annotation, molecular function: RNA polymerase II cis-regulatory region sequence-specific DNA binding; DNA-binding transcription factor activity, RNA polymerase II-specific. The coding region runs from base 15 to 1085 and encodes 356 amino acids. The record is from RefSeq and is a predicted model, not a curated record. The transcript has a single exon.